GGCGUCCCUUAUGUUUUCUUCAAGUUGUUCGCCGUCCGGUCCGGUGUCUAGAUUUUUGUACGUACGUGCGUGAGUUUGCUAACACGUGUUUAUUUGAUGCCGGAUGAAUUAAAUUCAUUUUGAUUUGCAAUAUUAAUGUUAUAAAGAUGGACACAUCAGAGUCGCCAACGAAGACAAAGCGGUCCAAGUCACUUGGAGAUUUACAAAAAGAAGGAGAUUUUAAAAUUCAACCCUCCUCAAAAGUACCUAAGCUUGAUACUUCCAAAUGGCCUCUUCUUUUAAAGAAUUUUGACAGGCUAAAUGUGCGCACCAACCACUACACUCCUCUACCGUUUGGCUCUUCACCACUCAGCCGAGACAUUACUCAGUAUAUCCGCUAUGGCUGCAUCAACCUGGACAAACCCUGCAACCCCAGCUCUCACGAAGUGGUGGCGUGGAUUAAGAGGAUACUCAAAGUGGAGAAGACUGGUCACUCUGGUACUCUGGACCCUAAAGUGUCAGGUUGCCUAAUAGUGUGUAUAGAUCGUACUACACGCCUUGCCAAAUCUCAACAGUCAGCUGGCAAAGAGUACGUGGCAAUUUUCAAACUACAUUCAGCCGUUGAGAGCAUAAGCAAGAUCCAUCAAGGACUGGAGAAGUUGCGGGGAGCCCUGUUCCAACGUCCUCCGCUCAUAUCUGCAGUGAAACGGCAGCUGAGAGUCAGGACUUGUUACGAAAACAAACUCUUAGAGUAUGAUGAAGAUCAAAAUAUUGGUGUGAUGUGGGUGAAGGUGGAAGCUGGUUCGUAUGUGAGGACUAUCUGUGUACAUCUGGGGCUCCUAGUUGGUACUGGUGGGCAAAUGUUGGAGCUUAGACGGAACAGAUCAGGUGUCCAGUCCGAGGAGGAUGGAUUGUCGACAAUGCAUGACGUGUUGGAUGCGCAGUGGCUGUAUGAAAAUCACAGAGACGAGUCGUACCUGCGCCGCGUCGUUCGCCCACUUGAGUCUCUCCUCAUCAACCACAAAAAGAUCAUCGUUAAAGACAGUGCUGUGAAUGCAAUCUGCUAUGGUGCAAAAAUAAUGGUGCCAGGUAUCCUGAGGUAUGAAGAUGGUAUUGAGGUCAAUCAGGAGAUCGUCAUUGUGACAACUAAAGGAGAAGCUAUCGCUUUAGGUAUUGCACUGAUGACUACGGCCACGAUAGCCAGCUGUGACCACGGCAUCGCUGCAAGGAUCAAACGUGUCAUCAUGGACCGUGACAUUUACCCCAGGAAGUGGGGCUUGGGCGCUAAGGCAUUCCGCAAGAAACAGCUGAUAAAGGAGGGUAAGCUUGACAAGUAUGGGAAGCCCAAUGAGCUGACACCUUCUGACUACAUGGAAACCUACCGUGCCGAACAGCAGGGCCUCAAUGGAGGAGUCGUCAUCAAGCAAGAGUUGCCUGAUCCAGAUGAACCAUCCACCCCUGCUGCUGAUUCAGACCGAAAGAGGAAGGCAAGCAGGACACCACAGAGUGAAGAACAGGAAACGUCUCCAACAGUGACAUCUGAGAAGAAAAAGAAGAAGAAGAAGCGGAAGAAGCAUGACGAAGAAGCUCCAGAAGGUGAAUCACAAGUGACCAUAAAACAAGAACCCGUUGAUCCUGAGGACGAGGGGUUCAGAGAGACUGGGGCGGUGGGGGGUGAGCAGCAAGAGGAGGAGGAGGAACCAAGAAAAGAGAAGAAAAAGAAGAAGAAGAAGGAUAAACAAAAAGAAAGAGAAGAUUCGAGCUAAAGUAUUUUUAUCUUUUAUCCAUUCUGUUAUGAUUUCUUAUGAAAGAAUAGUAAACUGUUCAUUUGUAAAA
Messenger RNA from Homalodisca vitripennis (glassy-winged sharpshooter), 1815 nucleotides. RefSeq names its product H/ACA ribonucleoprotein complex subunit 4 (gene Nop60B). Lineage: Eukaryota; Metazoa; Arthropoda; Insecta; Hemiptera; Cicadellidae. Gene Ontology annotation, molecular function: pseudouridine synthase activity; RNA binding. The record is from RefSeq and is a predicted model, not a curated record. Gene Ontology annotation, biological process: box H/ACA sno(s)RNA 3'-end processing; snRNA pseudouridine synthesis; mRNA pseudouridine synthesis. Gene Ontology annotation, cellular component: box H/ACA snoRNP complex.